UUGGAUGUUUUUCCUCUCCGCCACUGGCUACUCUAAACCACUAUUGUCAGAUAUUGCGCAGGCGCCCAAGCACAAAACGUACGAACGUAGUGACAGAAUGUCAACAUGGUGAUAAAAAAAUACUUGUUUCAAUAAGAAAAACCUUAAUUACUAGUGCGAAACUCAAACUUUUUCUCCGAGCAUAUCACCUUUCAAACCUCAAAUAUGAUUGAAUCCUGCCCAAAGAAACGCAUGUUGCUCGGCAUCACGUUUUUAGGAAUUUUAACAGUUCUAGUUUUAUUCGUUGAAUCUCAUUGGACAGAAAGUUCGAGCCCCAGCAGGAAACGAACUUUCCCAAUUGAGCAGAACUCGACCUGCUGGGAAAAAGAAAAGUACGAAGUCAUCAAAGACUGUGAACCGUGCUCAGCAUUUGAAAUCGCUAGUCAAAGUAUUGGAGUUUGCGUUCACACUCAUUUUAAGGAAGUUCUACGAUGUGCCAGUGGUGAAACUGUUACAAGAAGUUGUGACAAAGCUGCGUACGUGGACGAGAGAGCUUUCUGGAGGUUUGAGGUUUUUAUGUUCAUCACGGCAGCUGCGUCCACGUUGUGCGUAACAGCCAGGAAAAAAGUUCUCAAUACACGUAUGCUUCACAGAGUACAAAGACAAAUUGCCAAUUGUGUGUAA
Molecule: messenger RNA, 663 nt
Organism: Zophobas morio
Lineage: Eukaryota; Metazoa; Arthropoda; Insecta; Coleoptera; Tenebrionidae
Gene: JTBR
Product: protein JTB
Exons: 3
Coding region: 205-663 (152 amino acids)
Biological process (GO): mitotic cytokinesis
Cellular component (GO): spindle; cytoplasm; membrane
Source: RefSeq, a predicted model, not a curated record